Molecule: messenger RNA, 753 nt
Organism: Morchella sextelata
Lineage: Eukaryota; Fungi; Ascomycota; Pezizomycetes; Pezizales; Morchellaceae
Exons: 3
Coding region: 1-753 (250 amino acids)
Source: RefSeq, a predicted model, not a curated record
AUGUCGCCAUUCGAAGGUGUCACGGCACCCAGCCAGGAUUCGGACAUUAGUGCUACUGGAGGUUCCCAUCGCCCUGAAAACACCAGUUCACUCGGUGGUCAAUGGAGCCCAGUUCCAGCCUCAGUGGACCCAAAUCGUCCCGAUUACAGUACACCGACACCUAGCGCGCUGCCAGUAGUUAAUCAUGGAGGAACCAUCGAUACCGCAGCACUGGUGGGAAUAACGAUUUCGGCUGUAAUCAUUGUGUUGGCUGUGCAGCGACAACAAAGACCUCGCGUCAUCGAGGAGGGGGAGGAGGAGGAGAAACCGCCAACAUAUGAGGCUGCUGUGUUUGGAAUUUACAGGAAUGAUCAGACUCACCCCUCUUUGCAACAGAUUCCGUCUCAACAGUCAUUUCCAACUCCACUGCCACAAGCCCUCCCGCACUCUAACUAUUCAAAUCCGGCAAGGUCAUUCCACACUGUCGCCCCAAAUCGAAACCUUCAUCGGCUUGAUACUACGGUUCCCCACCAAAAUAUCUCCCAGCAGCACCCUGAUAUCGUAAUCUAUCCGCAUGACUCUCCUCCGCCAACUCCAACGUUGCCAGAACAAAAUCCGUUACCGAUAAGACCGUCAGAGCAGGAGGAUCAAGGGCAUAGAAGCAAUAUCAUUUCACACCAUAUCACGGAUUUUUCGGAGGACUAUCCGGAUACCGUGUCGUUCAAUAGUGAUUUUUCAGAUAAUGAACCGACUUCGGCGGCUGAAAUUGUGUGA